Molecule: messenger RNA, 543 nt
Organism: Symbiodinium sp. CCMP2592
Lineage: Eukaryota; Dinophyceae; Suessiales; Symbiodiniaceae
Source: the annotation of a GenBank genome assembly
AUGCUCAAAGACAUCCUCGAGAGUGGACGCCUGGAGGAGUCGCACCUCAUGACGUUCAUGUGCGCCCUUUUCUCAGUUUUCGGCGCCGACUUUCACGUACUACGUGAAGAGGCUGAAGAUGACGGCUUUCUGGAGUUGCUCCGCCGAGCGUUGUCGACCGCAGUUGAGCUGGCGACUUCUGCCGAGGAUAUCAAGAUCUGCCAGGCGGCGUCAGUGCUGGUUCAAGCUGUCCAGCAGAUGAUUUUGAGCGUGCACCCAGAGUCUGGCGAAUUUGAAAAGAUGCUCGGGCUGGACUGGGCAGCCAGCUGGUCUGGAGUUGUUUUUUCUGGGUUGCCCUCCGUCGCUGCAAUGGAUGUCCAACAAGUGAAAGACGGCAUGAUCGCCGCGCGAAGGGCAGGAAGCUUCUUGGAGGGCCUCGCCGACGGCGCCGAUGCUGGUGAUGGUGUUUUCCGACUCUUGGAUGCCGCACGCGGCGUGCUCAAGAUCCAAGAUGCGAUCUGGAAAGGCACAUUACAGGACCUCCUGCGAGCGCCGAAGGCCUAG